Molecule: messenger RNA, 5064 nt
Organism: Diaporthe batatas
Lineage: Eukaryota; Fungi; Ascomycota; Sordariomycetes; Diaporthales; Diaporthaceae
Exons: 4
Coding region: 351-5000 (1549 amino acids)
Molecular function (GO): protein binding
Source: RefSeq, a predicted model, not a curated record
CGUGGGUCCGCGUAUUUAAAAAAUACAUUUUGUUGGAGGGAGCGUGCGCAAUGGGCGGCGUGCACCGAAGUGCUUCCAAGGCACCUGUUACAUGCGCAUUGUGCCAUUAGGCAGUCGAUGGCUGUGCAUUGUAACACCAAGACCCCUGCUUUCUUACUAAGAUACCUAGGUACCUAGGUAGGUUAACGGUCCCAGAGCCUGCUUCUAGGAAUCGACCACAUCAAGACAAAUAAAACGCCCACCCCGAGUUGUUUACCUCGAUCCUUGGCUCGACUUAUUUGGUCCUUGACCGAAACAAUUGUAAAUUGAUCACAUCCCACGACGCAGUGCGCCUGAACUUUGAGAACAAGAUGUCGAAGACCUCAACCUCUCUAGAUGACAUCUGGGCUGAGGCGGCAAAGAAGUUCCAGGAAAUAUGUGGCGAAUCUCUUGAGAGGGGUGACAUCAAAAGCUUCGAUGAUGUGAGAAAGAAGAUUGAAUAUACAACCAAGGAACCAGACGACUCGAGCGAUGAGCAAGACGACAAGUGGGAAAAGGCAAAGAGCGUGGGCCUGCAGUCUCUCAAAUACAUGAAAAUGCUUCUUGGAGCGGCCUCUCAGGCCGCUGAGUUCAUUCCUGUGCCAUCAGCUGCCGCAAACAUUGCAGGUUCCGCUCUAAGCUUUGUUUUCGACGUUCCGCAGAAGAUAAGAGGUUAUAACGAGGCUGUGGAUGGAGUUUUCACGGAAGUUUCCUCGUCACUUUCACAAUUCAGAAUCUACCAGUCGAUCGACAACAUGAAUCAGCCAUUGCUGAUCGAACAAAUCCAUCUCAUGAUGGCAAGCAUUGUCAAGAUAUGCGCCCAUGUUGUGAAAUACCGCCAGGGCCGCCGACGAGACCGGUUCAGGAGGCAGUUUGCAGCCAUCUUCGAUGACAACAAGCCCCUGGACGCUGAAUUGAGCGAGCUGCGGAGACUUCGAGAGGCUAGGGGUGAUAUUGAGGGGACGAUCUCACUCAGCUUGUUGGUAAAGACACAGGCUGAUGUCGCUGAAUUGUUGGAAAGUUUUGCGGGUUUCGCCAAGACCGUAGACGAGACAUACCAGGGAGUGCAGACUUUAAAGGAGGACAAUAGCCGCAAGAAGGCUCUGAGCAAGAUUAAGGACACCUUGAACAUACCCUGGACUGUGCUCCUCGACACGCGAACCACACAGACAUGCACCAACAUCGCGGCCAUGUCCUUGCCGGGGACGGGAUCCUGGAUCUGGGCUGAUAAGGCAUUUUCCAGCUGGAAAGAAGGACCCGUCAAGGCUGGUGAGCGCCAAGUGUCGAAUUUACUCGUCGUUUCAGGCCCUGCGUCAAGUGGAAAGACCCUGGCCACUGCGCAAAUCAUCAAGCACCUGGAGGAGGAGAAGGGUCGCACCUUUGUUGCUCAUUACUUCUAUUUGCCACAGAAAGGUGAUGACGGAAGCAAAUACCCUGUUCACACAAGUCUCCGCUACAUGGCAUUCCAGAUAGCCAGAGUGGAUCCAACGGUGAGGAAAUCACUGGAAAAGGCUUGCGACUCCGCCAGCACCUCAUUGGGCGCCCGGAAUACGACGUCGAACCUCGAUAGCUUGUGGUCCGAGUUUAAGAUCGGAGGCUCAGGAUCGACCUACUUUCUUGUUUUCGAGGGAAUCGAAAAUCUGGACGAGAAGAACCGCGAUAUGCUGUUGGGUUUUGUCUCGAGCUCAAAAUUGGCCGACGACUCAGCCGGUCGCGUGCGAGUUCUGGUGAGCGGAACGGAUAAGAUUCUGGAUGGCUACGCCGAGGCCCACAACGCAUUUCGCAUUGACAUGAAGGAAUAUAAUGACGCGGACAUGCGCAUUUUCAUCGAGGACAAACUCAUCAAGAGAUCCCUACUCCGGCACGCCAAGCCUGGGUCCCGUCAACAGAAGGCCAGGGACAAUGUCAUAGCGAAACUGCCCCAAAAAGCAGCUGGGAGCUAUUCUCAUCUACAAUUCGCCUUGGAUGAGGUCGUCCGCAUGCUGAGCUCUCGGACAUCAUUCGAUGAGUUGGACAAGGUGCUGGACCAGGCUAUGAAUAGUCACGAGACAGCCAUAAAGUCAUUGCAGCGCUCACUGACAGGUGCAGAGAUUGAGGAACUGAAUGAGCUCUUGAAAUGGGUACAUUUCGCCAAGGAGAGAAUGACGGUUGCUGAGCUUGAGUCGGCCAUGCUUCUUUACUCGGAAAAAGAAUCCAUUGGUCUUCUCGAUGACAUAAUAAAUAGCAAGUAUUUGGCCAUCUUGAAGAUCGACGACUCGCCCGGUGGGCCGUUCGUGGAAGGCCAAGAUGGAGCACUGGACUACUUACAAAAGCAAAAAGCGCAUAGAUCCGAGCAUCCGAAAGACAAGCCAGUCAUCAGUAUGACAAUCAACAUCAGCAACGUGGAACAGGAGAUCGUAGGCCAUUUUCUAUGGGACUUGGCUCAGAAAGCCAUUCGCGAUCAGUUCCGCUUCAAUUUGGACUCGGCGUCCAAUGUGUCCCAUGCGCGACAAAUGUCUAUCGCUGUGGAUGAGUUCGAGGCACAUCAUGCGCUUGCCAUGCGCGCAUUCAAGUACUUGAGAGGCGAGCCCAGUGAAGGGACUGGACUGAUAGGUCGCUAUCUCUUCGGCUGGUUUCCGAGCCACUUGGGGAUGCUUUCACAGCUCCACUACGAGGAGAUGGGGUACCUCAUGCCAGAUGAGCAGCUCGAGAUUGGAAAUCACCUCUACGAACUCUUUAAGGACGAACGGCUUUUCAAACGUCACAAGUCGGUUGCAGAGCAGACGUUGUGGUAUGCCGAUGAAGUGGAGAUGUUGCAAAAGUGGCUGAUGGAUUCUGCGGUUGUGCGCAGGGUGCCGAAGCAGUGGCGCGAAGAAGUUCAGGGAGCUUCCAGUCCCGUGAGGGGUUUCUUGAGACCUUUCGUCAAAUGCGUCAUUGAGAGCUGGUUGAGGAGUCAUGAGCCCUUAUCCGGUGAAGCCCUGGGUAGUUACAAAUCCUGGGUGCGGGUAUUCAUCGAGGUGGACGACAAAGCGUCGCAACCACCUCAGACUCCACGUUUCAGUGCCCCCGACCAAGUUUCAUCGGGCUCUACAAAUAGUGACCCUCCACCGGUUGAUUGGGAGCGAGUAAGUGGGUGGUGUCAGAGCUUUCUGGACCUUCCAGAGUCUGAAGUCGACUCCUUGUGGUGGCAACGUAUUGCUCAGGCAGCAUGGGACGAAGGCAAAGAAAACGCAGAGCUUGUCAUGCCACUUUACCAGCGCGCCCUGUUCAAGGAGGACCCAAGUUGGCAGUGUCACUCUGGUUUAUCGGAGUGUUUUUACCAAUUGGAUCGCAUUACAGAUGCUAUCACUGAAGCCGAGCUGACCAUGACGGCAAUGGGAUCUAAAGGCUGUAGGCCCACACCGACAGAGGGGGAUCUGAUGCAAAUUCGCUUCCGCCUUGGAGAGUUGUACCAAGAGAAUGGCAACUCUCAGCAAGCACGCCAACAUUUUCUGAUAGUUUCAGAGAGCUCUGAUGCUGCCUGGAUUGGGCGAGGACGAGUGGCUCACUUGAACGCAUCAUUAGUGAAUGAUGCAGAAGAGGCGAAGAAUAUCCUUCGCACCGCUUUCGUCACGGAGAAGAGUGAAGUUAGCAAGGUAAAGCUUUUGAAGAUGGUUGCCAAGGAUUCCGACCACAAUAACACGAUACACAAGAUGUUUACCAUCGCCAAGGGCGAUCCUGAGCUGCUGAAGGAGAUUGUGUCAGCUAUCGAAAAGGGGACAGAGCCUUUGGAGUUUAUGCAUGACCAAGCCACCGAGAUCUCUAGAGAGGAAGGCUUUGCAGAGCAAGAGGCGCGUGGGGUGCUUCUAUAUCACCGAGGAAUGACAGUGGCGUAUAGAAUGUCCUCGGAAGGCACCAACCACGUCGCCGACGCGCUGAAGUUCUGGGAAGAAUGCCGCCAUCAGCUCCGGAACAUUGGUGGUCGGGUGGCAUCCACCACCAUAAUGAACGCCAUAUACCAGCUCGCCAGUUAUUACUUCCAAAAUCUGCUCAAAGGCCAGGGGCUAACAGAGCACCGCCAAGCGCUUUCGAAGCUGGCUGAUGAAAGUUCCAGCGUCGACAGUGAGGACGCUGCUGGAUUCCUGGCGGUACUUUAUGCUCGCGGUGGAGAGAGGGACAAGGCGAAAGAGAUGCUUGCGCGCCAGGUCAAAUACGCGCUGGAUAUCCUCUCAGACGGCUGGGCCGAGAACGACUUUAUUGGACAUCACAUCCUGUUCAAGUGCCUGACUUUGUAUCAAGACUUCGAUAACGCAGCCGCGGCCUUGACGUUGAUGGGCGCUCCGGACCUCGUUACCAAUUCUUUACAGUUCGAGGACUACGACACUUCUGAAUGGGACGAAGGCGAACAGCCUCGAAUUCAGGAGUUAUUGAAAGGCAUGGGACGAGAUGUGUCGCAAGUGGUGAAGGCGAAAGUCCCGGAUUCUUCACAGCAGGCUCGUCGAAUUGAAGUGGCCAAGGACCACAUUGAGAGUCUCGUGGAUACCGACCCGACAAAGGCAAAACUCACAGCGAUGCUAAAGGCACGGAUCAAUGCCCUACAUGAGACGCAAGCCUCAGUCAUGAACGCAGCGCUACGGCGAUAUCGCCGGUGGUGCGAUGGGCUCGGCCCCCCAGGCACAAGUUGCGACAACGUGGCCGAUUUCGACCAGGAGUUGUUCCACUGCAUCUACUGUUCCGACCUCGACUUCUGCGCAGACUGCUUCGGGAAGCUUCGCGAGCAGUCAGUGCCAGCCAUGCGGUGUAGCGCGGCGCACAUGUGGCUCAAGAUGCCGCGACAGGGAGGUGACUUCUACCGUGGAUUCGAUGCUAAGAGCAUUAAGAUGCCAGUAGUCAGACCCGUGGAGGGGGAUGGAUGUCUACUGGAAGUAUGUUAUGAAGGAGACCGGGAGAUAGAGGAAUUGACGCUGGAGUCAUGGGAGCAGGGCCUGGCGAAGGACUGGGGCAUAGUUGUGGAAGAGUCAUGAAUGGCUUCGGGCCAAGUCGCUAAUGAAUUAGAUUAGAACUUGAACGAAGUAUCGGAUUCUCAAG